Chlamydomonas reinhardtii is the source of this 9665-nucleotide messenger RNA. RefSeq lists its product as uncharacterized. The transcript has 7 exons. Bases 357 to 8198 code for a protein of 2613 amino acids. Lineage: Eukaryota; Viridiplantae; Chlorophyta; Chlorophyceae; Chlamydomonadales; Chlamydomonadaceae. The record is from RefSeq and is a predicted model, not a curated record.
AAACUCGUAGCUAAGCUCUAGAGAGAGCUGAGCUAGUUCGAAGUUGUCGGUUUCCGUCUUGUCGCUGUCCUUUACGCAUAUUCAAUUCAUAACACAAGUUAAAGUUAUGAUAGAAACACACACAACUGCAGAAAACUGCUGAUAAGUCGUCAAGGGCUGAGUUCGCUCUCGUGACUAUCUUCUCAGUAACGCCUAAUUUGAAGCUGUCAUCUAUAUCUUGGUUUAUACACAGCUAUGAUGGCCUGUAGCCAUGCUAGUCGUGACACCGUGGCGACCAAUUGAGGACCAUGAUGUUGCCGCCUAGGCAAUAACAGCACCGCUAUAUACCUUGAACGUUGCCGCUCCUGCAUUCUGUGAUGGAGGAGGAGGUCGGUGGGGUGGAGCCGGCUGUGGAGCCCGGCCCCGCCCAGGCCGCGGCUGAUGCGGAGCCGCUCCCGGAGUCCACGCCCCUCCGCGCAGCCUUCGUUGCCUACGCCCGCGGCGGCCCAGACUACCGUGCCCCUCCACCGGGCUACCCCGGCGCCCCGCCCCCAGGCCUCGGGGCCGAGCCCAGCAGCGCCACCCUCAACGGCAUGCCGAGCACCACGGCGCUGGAUGGCGGGCUGACCUCCGGCCCGGGGUUGGGCCUGUCCGGCUGGAUGCGCCUGUGCUCCGACCUCGGCAUCGCCGAGAGCCAGGGCGGGCCGCUGGCAGGCAGCGUGCUGCAGACGCUGCACCAAGCCUACCGGCCCCACAACGCCAAGGCGCUGCCGUACCUGGGCUUCCUGCAAGCCAUCGCCGCGCUCAGCAGCCAGCUUCGAACCAGCCUGCUGCCCGCCGUCGCAUCCCACGGCGAGGCGUUGGCUGCGCAGCAGCGCCACGCCUGGCGCUCCGCACAGCUGACGUCACUGCAGGCAACCGCGAUCACCGCCGUCAGCGCCGGCGCCGGCACCAGCGCCGCCGCGCGCGCCGCCACGGCGCGCGCGCUGCGCUGCAGCUGGAACGGCGCGCUGCCGGCGGACGCGCCGGCCGGCGGCGCCGCCGCCGCCGAUGCGGCGGCGGUGUUCCUGAUCGGACCGGAGUUGAGCCGUGAGAGCGCCAUUAUCACGGAGCUAUGGGACACAUUGGAGCAGCAGCGGCAGCAGCAGCCCGAGGCGGCGGCGCUGAUGACGUGGGUGCCGCGCGAGGCGCCGCCGCCGCCGCCGCCCAUCGUGCUCACCGCAGACUUCGGCGCUCCGGCGGCGCAGGGGCCGCAGGGUGCGAACGCCGGCGAUGCCGGGGACGCCGGCUCAGCAGCGCCGGCACUGCCGGCCGUGGGGCGGCCGGCUGGCGGCCGCGGCCGCGGCAGCCCAGGCCGCGGCGGCGCCGCGAACGGCAGUGGCGGCGGCGGCGGCGGUUCGGCCCUGCCUCCGCCACAGCUCCCGCAGCAGCGCGGCAACUGGGUUGCGGCGCAACCUGCGCCUCAGCAGCCUCCAGCACAGCAGGGGCCAACCAACCCGUACCUGCAGGGCGUGCAGCGCAGCAAGCAGUGGGCGCCGCAGCUCAAGCCGCUGCGCAGCGGCGCCGCCUCGGAGCCUGACCUCAAGGCCUACAACGCGGGGCCACCCUACAAUAACACGGGCGGCGCCGCAGGCGGCGGUGGCGGCGGCGGCGACGUGGAUCCUGAUUCCGCCUCCUCACCGCUGACGGGCGGCACCCUGCACAGAGUGGAGCAGCGGCAGACCGGUGCCGGCUUCCCCAUGGGCCCCGGCGGCGGCGGCGGCGGCGGCGGCAACCUGACGCACCGCAGCAGCGUGGAAAGCGCGACGGUGCGCCUGCCUGCGGUGAACGCAGCCGCUCGGCUGGGUGGAGCUGCAGCCGGCGGCGGCGGGCCUGAAGCAUGGGGCCGUGCCGGCUCGCCGCUGCGUCAGACCGGGCCGCUGGCGUCCUCCAGCGCGGCGGCGGCGGCGCCGGUGCGCUCGCCGGGCACCAACCUCAGCUCGCGACCCGUGACGGGCCUCAAGUCGCUGGGGGCGGAGGGCGGCGGCGGCGGUGGCGCGGACGUGAGUGGCCUGGUGGUGGCGCUGCUGGGGCGCAUUGACAGGCUGGAGAGGGCCGCGGCGGCCGCCGCGUCCAAGCUGGAGGUGGUGGGCGGCCGUGUGGCCGGCCUGGAGGCGGGCGGCGUGGCGGCGGCAGCGGCGGCGGCGGCGCCAGUCGCGGCGGCGCCGUGCCGCGACGCGCGAGCUGUGUCGGAGCAGUUGCGAGGCGAGAUGGCGGCCAUGGCCAAGGAAUGGGAGGCCAAGCAGAUGGCGCUGGAGACACGGCUGCAGGCAGCGCAGGCGCAGGCGGAGGCAUCCAAGGCGGCUGCCGACUCGGCACAACUGGCCGCUGAUUCUGCCAAGGCCGCGGCCGGCGCUGCAAUGGCCCUCGCAGAGUCGGCGUCGGCGUCGGCGGUGCAAGCCGCCUCAUCCGAGGCGGCGGCGGCGCAGGACAAAGCGGCGGCUGACGAGCGGUUGCGGCAGUUGGAGGAGCAGCUGAAAGCGCACGUGGCGGAGCAGGUGGCGGCGGUGGCGGCGGCCGCAAAGGAGCAGGCGGAGACCGCUGCGGCGGCGGUCAUAGAGGGGGCCGAACGGCGGGUGGGUGCCGGCGACUCGGCGGCUAAGGAGGCGGUCGGUCGGCUGCGCUCCGACCUUGAUGAGCAGCUUGCAAAGCUUGACGAGCAGCAGAAGAAGUUGGAUCAGCAGGCGGCGGCGCUGGCGGCGCAGCAGGAGCAGCUGGCGGCGGAGCUCAAGCAGCUGGCGGCAGCUGCGACGGCAACAGCAGCAGCAGCAGCUUCGGCGACGGCUGCGGAGGCAGCGGAGCCGAAUGCGGCAGAGCCGGAGGCGGCAGAACCGGAGGCGGCGGAGCCGGAGGCGGCGGCGGAGCCGGAGGCGGCGGCGGAGCCGGAGGCGGGUAAGGCCGAGGCGGCAACGUCUUCUUCGGAGGAGGCUGCGUCCUCAGCGGCUGCGCCGGCGGCAGCAGCAGCAACAGCAGCAGCGGCGGCGGCUGUAGAGGCGACGGUGGCGGCUCUGGCCUCCGACCUGCAGCAGCUGCGAGGGCAGGUGGCAGCGCUUCAGAAGACACAGGAGGAGGCUGCAGCUGCGUCCGCCUUGCCCGCCUCCACUGCCGAUCCCGAUAAAGCCGCCUCGCCGCCGCUGGUGCCGUCGUCCUCAGAGCGCGCAGCCGCAGAGGCGGAGGGAGGCGCCACGGCCUCCGCAUCCGCGCCGCACGCGACGUGUGCGGCGUCUGACGAGCUCCGCCGGCAGGUGGAGGCGCUGAGGGCUGAGCUGGCAGCGCUGGCGGCGGCGCGGCCGGCAGCGGCGGCGGAGCCAGCGCCGGAACCAGCGGCGGAGCAAGCGGUAGAGCCAGCGGUGGAGCCAGCGGCGGCGGUGCCGAUGACAGCGGCAGAGCAGGCGGCACAAGAGCCUGCUAAGGCGGAAGCCGGCGAUGCAGGCGGCGAUACAGGCGGCGGCGGUAGCUGCGCCAAGUGCGGUUGCACCACUUGUGCGAGUGCGGCGGCGCUGGCGGCGGCGGUGGCGGGUCUGGAGGCGGCGCUCGCCAAGCAGCGGCAAGAGCUGGACAGCAAGCUGGAAGCUGCGGCGGCUGACGCCGCCAGGGCGGCAGAAGCGGUGGCGGCGGCAGCGGCGGCUUCUGCACCCAGUGCAACCCUGCUGGCAGCAGCAGCGCCAGAUGCAACGGCCGCUGCCGCAGCCCCCGAGCCCCCGCCAAACUUCCUGCAGGCGAUGGCGGCGGCGGCUCGCGUCCCGGCGCCGUCACGAGGGCCGUCGUUAACAGUUGACGGCAUAGGUGGCGGCGCCGCCGCCGCCGUUGCGAGCGCCAGCAGCAGCGGCGGGUUGGAGGCGCGCGUAGCGGAGCUGGCGGCGGAGGUGAGGAAGGCGGCAGAGCUCGCCAAGUCCGCACACGCCGCCGCCUGCACCGCCGCCGCGGCAGCGGCGGCGGGUGACGGCGCUGGCGGCGGCGGCGGAGCCGCUGCCGCUGCCGCUGAGGCGGCCGUCGCAAGCAAGGCGGUCAGGGAGAUGUCAGCGUCGGUGCAGAAGCUGUUUGGUCUGGUGGCGGAUCAAGGCGCACAGCUGACCAAGCUGGACGCCCAGGUGGCGGCUGCAAGCAAGGCGGCGGCGGCGCCGCCGCCGCCGCCGGUAAGCCAGCGCCCCUCCUUGGCUGGCGCCGACGCCGACGCGGCCGUUGCAGCGGCGCCGGCGCCAGCGGCAGAGGCGGCGGCGGCGGCAACCGAGGUGGCAGCGGUGGUAGCCACGCCUGCAGAUCUGUCGGUGCUGACGUCGCGCGUGUCGGUGCUGGAGGCGGAGGUCAGCCGCCUCGGCUCGGAGGCAGCGGCAGCUGCCUCCAGCUCCGCUGCAGCUGCAGCUCCCAGCGGAGACGCUGCAGCUGCCGCGGCCGCUACAGCCGCCGCGGCACCCGCCGCCGAUGUCUCAGCGAAGCUGGAGGAGGUGGCGCAGAUGGCUGCGGCGGCGCUGGCGGCGGCAAAGGAGGCGGUGGCGGGCGCCGCCACUGCACAGGCACGUGCCGACGAAGCAUUGGUGUGCGCCACGGCUGCUGCAGCUACUGCCGCGGAGGUGGCGACGCCAGCCACCGCCGCUGCUGCUGCUGCUACUUCCAAUGCGCCGGCGUCCAAGGAGGCUGCGGAUGCGGGUACGGCGACGCCGUCGGUGCCGGCAGCAGCAAUGGCAGCAAUGGCAGCAGCAGUAGCAGGGGGCGCCUCCGCAUCCGAGGUGGAGGCUCUGGCCGGCAGCGUGGCGGCGCUGCGUGGGGAUGUGGCGGCGGUGCAGGCGGCCGUGGACGAGCUGCGGGCGCAGCAGGCGGCGGCGGCGGCGGCGGCGACGGCAGCGGUGGCAAAUAUUCCUGCCGAUGCCGCGGCUGUCAGCACCAGCAGCAGUGCGGCGGCGCCAGAGGCUUCAGAAGCUGCCGCGCCCGCCACGGCGGCCGCCGAGCCGGCCGAGGCGGCGGACGCAGCUGCUGCUGCUACUGCGGCGGCGGCCCUGGCUGCUCGUGUGGCGGCUGUGGAGGCGGGACUGUCGGCCUUGGUGACACACGUCGAGGAGGAGAGGGCCAAGCAGCAGGCGGCCGGGCGACAGCAGCAGACGGCGGGGCCACAAGCGGAGGCUGCUGCUGAGGCUGAGGCCGCCGACGCCGAUGCCGACGCCGCCACUGCGUCGCAGGACCCGACGGCCACAGAGCCCAGGGACGCGCCUGCCGGCAGUAGCGCAGGCGAGGUCGCGGCGGCGGCGGCGGUGGCGGCACGGGUCGAGGAGCUGUCGACUGGGCUACAGGAGAUCUCCAUUCGUGUCGAGGCGCUCAUACUGGCAGUGACGGCUUCCACUGCCGCCAGCGCCAGUGCUGCCAGCGCCGCGGCGGCGGCUGCAGGUGCAGCUGCGCCGGCGCCAGCCGAUGGCCACGCCAGCGCCGCUGCAGCGGCCGAUGCCGAAGAGGCCGCAGCGGCUGAGGCCGGGGCGGCGGAGGCUGCACCGGUGGAGUCGCCGUUCACGGCGGGCGCGCAGGCUGUAGCAGCGGAGGGGGCGGAGCACGUGCAGCGACUCACAGCUGACGUGGCGGAGCUACGGGCGCGUCUGACAGCUAUCGAGGCAGCUACAGCCGGCGCCGCCGCCGCUGCCGCAGCUGGUGCUGGUGCUGCCGCCGCCUCUGCGGCCGCGGCAGUGGAUCUGCGGACUGUCUCCAGCAGCCAAUUGCCGAGUGAGGUGGUGCCGCAGGAGCCGCUGGCGUUUGCGCCGCCGCCGGUGGUCGAGGCUCUGAAGGCCGUGCAGGCGGGCAACGCGCCGGACGCGCUGGCGACACCGCCCCUGACCAAGGUCCUCCGCCACAUCGACACCGUACACGCGGACGUGCACCAAGGCAUGCACGAGAUCAGCGACGCCCUCGCCUCCGACCUCUCACAGCGCCUGGCAGUCACCGCCGCCGCGCUCACAGCGCUGCGCGACCGCGUCGUCGCCCUCGAGGCAGCAUCUGCGGCGGCGCCGCCGCCGCAGGCGGCGGCGGAGCCGCAGGCGGAGCCGCAGGCGGCGCCGGCCCUGGUUGAGGAGUUCCAGCGGCGUCUGGACCGGCUUGCGGCGGAGGUGCGGGCCAACCUGGACCAGGUCAGCAGCGCGCUGGCCAACGACGUGGAGCAGGCGCGCACCGACAUGGCCGUCGCCGUGUCGCGCCAGGUCGCCGCCGCCGUGUCCACCGCCGUCACGCCGCGCGGCUCCUCUUUAGGCAUGGCGCUGAUGGCGGCGGGUAGCGAGGACGGGGAAGGCGGCGGCGGCGGCGGCGGCGCGAGGGCGGCGAUGCGGGAACGCGGCUCCACUGCGUCACUGUCCGCGGGCGCAGCGGGGCUACGAGGAGGAGGAGGGGAAGGCGAUGAUGCGGAGGCGGCGGGUGCGGGUGCGGGUGCGGGUGCGGGUCAGGCGGACGCCGCGCUGCUGCGGGCGCUGCAGGAGCGGCUGACCUCGGUGGAGGCGGAGGUGGCGGAUGUGACCAAGGAGGUGGCGGACGUGUGCGCCGCCGCCGACAUCACCACGGAGAGCGUGGAGCUGCUCACCAAGCACCUGCAGGCGUUCGAGGCCAAGCUAGGCGAGCUGGCGCAGCAGCGGCCGGUGUCUGUGGCGGCGGCGGCGCCAGCGGUGUCGGCACCGCCGGCGGCUGUUGGCUCCGGGGCAUCCACGCCGCAGGCAGGCGACGGCGCCGCCGGCACAAGCACCCAGCCCACGCCGCCGCUGACCCCCCCUGGUGUGGGCGGCGGCAGCGGUGUGGCCGACCUGGUGGCUCUGCAGGGCAUCCUGGUGGAGAUGCGCGGGCGGCUGGAGGAGCUGGGCGAGGUGGUGGAGGAGCAGGAGCACGGGCUGGACGUGCUGGCGGCGGCCACCGAGGCCGCCACCGUCACCAGCCGCGCCGCCACCAGCCGCCUUGACACCGUCGAGUCCGCCCUGGCGGCGUUACGAGCCGAGAUGGCGGCGGCGCUGGCUGGCGGCGCUGCCGGCGCCAACCUCAGCGUCAGCGGCGGCAUGCAGGAUAGCUCCCUUCCGCAGCGUCACCGCUCCAUCCUUGCCUCCCGCUCGAGAGCCAGCCUCACCAACACACCCGAAGGCGGUGCGGGGGCGGGGGCCCUAGGGCUGCCGCCGCUGCCGCCUGGCGGUGCCGGUGCCGGCGCCGGCCCUGGCGGGCCGCCGCCGGUGAGCGCGAGCGGCGACACGCCGCCGUGGUCGUCACAGGCGGCGGCGCGGCCGCGUGUGGGCUUCGGCGCGGCGGCGGAGCUGGAAGACACCAAGGCAUCCGUGGCCGACCUGGAGGCCAAGCUCUCGGAGCUGUCCCGCGCCGACAAGGCCCGUGACGCCGCCGUCGCCGCCCUGUCGGCCCAAGUCGACGAGGUCACCCGGCGCCUCGGAGACCUGGACACACGCGUCACGGACGCAGCCAUGGAGGCGGCGGCGGCGCAAGCCGCCGCCGCAGCCGCGGCCGCCGCUGGCGGCGGCGCCGCAGGCGGCGGCAAUGCGGGCGCAGCCGCCGAGUACGAGUACGAGGAGAGCGCGGACUCGUACGGGGUCAGUGAGGUGGGCCGCAGGCCUGGCGGCGGCGCUGCUGGUGGCGGCGGCGGCGGUGGCGGCGGCGCAAGCGCCGCCGACCUGGAGCGCCUGAAUGGGGAGCUGCAGGCGCGGCUGAAGGCGGCGGUCAAGGUGUUGGAGGGGCGGGUGGCGGCGGACCGCGAGGUGGCGGCGGCGGGCAUCGGGGAGCUGGGCAAGGGGCUGGGGGUGCUCAAGCAGAAGAGCGUGCUCAUUGACGAGGUGAUCAUCAAGCUGGCGCGGCGGCUGGACAAGUUGUUCCGGCGUGUGCAGGAUAUGCUGGAUGCGGAUCAGGCGGAGACGAUGUCCACCUACUCGGUCAUCGGCCGAGACCAGCUGGGAGCUGGCGGCGCCGGCGGCGUCUCGCGCCCUACCUCCGCCGUGCUGCCACACGUGCUGGCGGCGACCAAUGGCGGCGGCGGCGGCGGCGGCGGCGGUCAUGCGGCGCUGCCGCGAUCCGCCAGUCUGGAGAGUAACUACCAGGAUGGCGUGGAGACGCCGCCGGAGGGAGGGGCGGGCAGCGCGGCCGGCAGUGCGGCCGGCAGCCGGGCGCACUCGACCGCGCAGGCGCGCAUGUCACCGGAGCUGCAGCGGGAGGGGGCGGCGGCGUAGGCGUAGGCGCAGGCGCAGGCGUAGGCGCAGGCGCAGGCGUAGGCGCGGGAUAAGGGACGGCGUGGGAGCAGGGUCGUUGUGCUGGGAGGAAUGGGGUUCCAGAGGACAAACCCCACGGUGCGCUGGGGAGGUAAGGAUGAGGGGCUGCAGAAGGGCGUCACCGGGAAGUCGCGGCGUGUGUGCUGUUAGUUUGCUGCCGGGCAGAGCGCUGCUUGCCUGUGACGAUGGUGACGAGAACCGAAUGCGUCCGGAAUGGUGGAUUAUCAAUGCAGGUUACGGUAGGGUAGCGCCGGCGUCAGCCGGUUAUGCGUGUGGCAGGCUGAGUCUCAGCGGUGGCGGCGAUUACUUGGAUUGCUGUGCAGGGAGCUGCGAUGCUGCUUGAAGAGAGUUAAUAAAAAGCUCCGGGGGGCAACAAGGGCACUCGGCGCUUGUGCAUUUUGCGCAGUGCUUAUUGGACCUCCACGGAUUUGGCGCCAUGCAGGAGGCACGAGGCACGGCAUGAUCGGUCGUAGCCCCCAUGCGGCUAUGGUGCCGUGUUGCAGUUGCGGAUGGAGCAGGGGGCUUGUUUCGUUAAACAACUGACACGCCGUUGCGUAACUCAUUUGCUGGCAUGGAGUUGCAUUCGAGCGCAUCUGCGCAUGUCUUUUGCUUGCGCUGUUGCCAAUAAGACGCUUCCUUCUGUGCGCAACGACCAUGGGGGGUGUCACGGUGGAUACCUGGGUGGGCCGGCAAUUCGUGGGCUAUGGAAGGGGGUAUGCCGUAUGCAUUGUGAGAACUGACGUGGCGAAUGCCGCCCGACGCAACUGCGGUAGUUGUGCGUGUUGCUCUAUUACUCUGUAGGCGCGAAUACGCUCACAGCAGGUACGGCUUGCAGCGGGGCAAUGGCCAGCGAUGCUAAACAUACGGUAGGGCGGGGAUGUGCGAGGUUCACUCGUUUGGAGGCCGCAUACCGUACGGCGUUGGGCAUCUGGUGAGCUCGGUUCAGGGGGGCCCCUGGCUCGGCUUGUAUCGCCUCACCCAGGGUGAUGUGCCUUUCCUGCGCGAGGGCAGAUGCCCUUGGGUCCUUGGAAGGGUCGAAGACCGCACUUUAUCCUGAAGGGCUGGCGUAAGUGCGUAGGGCAAGGCAGCGCGUGUGCCACACUGAUGUGCGCUGUACAUGUGUGAUGCCGCCGGGUGAACUGCAGCACUCGGCGCCUGGACCCGGGGCGCUGUGCACUUCAGGCAGUGACAUCCCUAGCUAGCUAGCUGCAUGCAUGUGUCAGCGGCCCGGCUCUGGCAGCAGGGCCGCGGGCUCUCAUGCGGGCCGGAGGGAUGAGACACGCGAACAGGGCAAGAGGCACAGUCCUCGCUACCCUGUCCUCCUUACUCCACCCCGGCGUACGUGCUUAACACGCAGAGCUUGCCAUAUUACUGCACGACAAUGGUUCAUGCGCGUAAGAACCCCAGUGAAAGCUGGAAUAGAUAUAU